CCUCCCCGUCCUCCUCCUGCCAUCGCCGGGCAGCCAUGGCCACCGAGAGCCCCCUGGAAAUUCUGCAGCGGGAGAUCACCUGCUCCAUCUGCCUGAGCUACUUCAAGGAGCCCGUGUCCAUCGAGUGCGGCCACAACUUCUGCCAGGCGUGCAUCGCGCAGUGCUGGGGCAAGGCGGACGCCGAGACCACGUCGUGCCCGCAGUGCCGCCGCUGGUCGCGCAAGAGGAGCUUCAGGCCCAACCGGGAGCUGGGCAACGUGGUGGAGAUAGCGAAGCGGCUCCGGCUGGACGCGGCCGCCACGCUGGCCGGCCAGCGGCUGUGCGAGAAGCACCAGGAGCCACUCAAGCUCUUCUGCGAGGAGGACGAGACGCCCGUCUGCGUCAUCUGCAGGGAGUCCCGGGCGCACAAAGCGCACCCCAUGCUCCCCAUCGAGGAGGCGGCGCAGGACUACAAGAAACAAGUUGCCACCCAUGUGAAAGCUCUGACAGAAAGGAGGGAGAAGCUGAAGGAAUUAAAAGAAGAUUUGGAGUGCAGAAGGCAGGCUGAUCAGGAUGAUGUACAAAGUGAGAAGCAGAAGGUGGAGUCUGAAUUUAAUCAGAUCCACGAGUUCAUGGAAAAAAUUGAGCGCUUCCUGGUUAUCAUGCUGAAGAAGUUUGACAAGGAGAUUGUGCAUAGGAGAGACGUAGAAUCCAGUAGGUUCUCAGGGGAGAUUGAUCGCCUCGAUGCCUUGAUCAGCGAAGUUGAGGACAAGUGCCAGCAGCCUGCCAGUGAAUUCCUGCAGGACAUCAGGAACAUUUUGAGCAGAUGUAAAGACGGACAGAUUUCACAGAUGGUGGAAGUUGCUUCCUCUCCGACUGAGCUGGAAAAGAAACUUGGGCAUUUCAGUCUGAAAAAUAUUGUUAUCAAGGAGGCACUGGAGAAAUGUCGAGAGACAAUGAUAUCUGAAUUGGCAAAAGCAAGGACAAUGGAAGCAUCAGCUAAAAGGAUAAGCGUCACUCUCGACCCCAACACAGCUCAUCCCCUCCUUGUGGUGAGUGAAGACAGGAAACGUGUGAAUCGUGGAGACACGGUUCAGCCACUGCCCGACAACCCUGAGAGAUUUGACUCCACUCUGAUUCUCCUGGGCAGUGAAAGGUUCAGCUCAGGGGUACAUUAUUGGGAGGUGGAGGUGGGUAAUGGGCAAAACUGGGCCCUUGGCGUGGUCAAGGAGUCUGUGACGAGGAAGGGACCUAUUGUCACUUGCCCCAAUGAAGGCGUCUGGGCUUUGGGGCUCUGCGGGAAUGAGUACAAGGCUUUCACUUCAUCCGAGAAUUGCCUGACCCUAGAUGAAGCCCCGGAGAAAAUCCAGGUAUUUGUGCAUUAUGAAAGGGGUUGGGUGGCAUUUUUUGACGCCGGUUAUAUGUCCCUCCUUUUUAUUUUCCAGUCAGCUAAUUUCUGUGGGGAGAGAAUUUGUCCUUUCUUUAAAUUGUGGGGCCUAACUACAGAGCUUAGAAUGUGCCCCUGCGCCUCGCGGCCUAGCCAAUCGGGUCGCGCGUCCGCCGGAAGGGAGGCACGCGCGUCGUCGGCGUCCUCGCGGGCAGGCAGGCUGGAGCUCGGCUGGGCUGGCGUCAUGAGCGGCGGCGGCGGCGGGAUGUCGGCGGAACAGCAGCUCCAGCAGCGGCUCCUCCGCAGCCGCCUGAGAGGCGCUCAGCACCCGGGCCUGGCGGUGGGCGGCCCGCUCCCGCCGCCGCUGUUGCCUCCGCUGCCGCCGCAGUCCGUCCUGUCGCCGCCGUCGCCGCCGGACUCCCCUCCGCCCGGCACGACCCCGGCCGAGAUUCCCGCGGGCCCGCGCUGCCCGAGCGAGACGUGGUGCUCGCUGUGCCGCGUCUACUGCCCGGACCCGGUGUGCCUCCCGUGCGGCCACAACUUCUGCACGGCCUGCAUCGGGCAGCGUCUCGGGGAGCCCAAGAUCAACAUCUCCUGCCUGGAGUGCGGCGCCACCGCCCGCAAGAGGAACCUGCGGCCCAUCAAGCCGCCGCCGCUCCUGGCCAGCCUGGUGGUGGACAGGCCCAAGAGGCAGAGGCUCGACUCCGGGCCUGGAGGGGCAGUCGCGCUGCCGGCGGCGCCCGUGGUGGUAGCGCCGCCGCCGCCGCUGCCUCAGCAGCACCAACAGCAGCAGCAGCCGCCGAUGACAGUAGCCUCUGCGGCGCCGGUAUGUGCACCGGCACCACCGGUGGCAGCAGCAGCAGCAGCGCCUCCGCCGCCCCCGCCGCUGCUGUCGCUGACGCCGACGCCGCCCACCCCGCCGUCGCCCGUAGCUCCAUCGGCUGCAGCAUCGGCGGUAGACUUGGCGACAUCACCCCCGCUGCCGAGAAGGUUGUCCGCAGGAGGAUCCGGGGAGGGCGCUGGAGGGAAGCUGUGCGAGAAGCACCGGGAUGUGCUGCAGUUCUUCUGCGAGGAGGACCAGGCGCCCAUCUGCGCGCAGUGCGAUCGGUCCCAGGAGCACCGGGCGCACGCCGUCUUCCACGUCGAGAGGGCAGCCCGAGACUACAGGGAGAGGGUUCUGGCACAACUAGAGAUCCUGAAGCAGGAGAAGAACACACUGUGGAGCCAGAAGCUGACUGGAGAGAAGAAAAUUCAGGAUUACAUGGAAACAGUCCAAGCAGAGAGACAGGAGAUCAUAUCUGAAUUUGAGCGCCUCCACCAGUUUCUCAAAGAUGAGGAGCAGCACCUGCUCACCCAGCUAGAAGAGCUCGAUAAAGAGAUAGAGAAGCGGAAAGACGAAAUGGUUACCAAACUCUCAGAAGAGCUUUCCCGUCUCGGUGAUGUGAUUGCUGAGAUGGAGGUGAAAUGUAAGCAACCAGCAAGUGAAUUUUUGCAGAGAAACAGUUGCAGCACCAGGGAGACCACCGUGCCACGAAGGCUCCCGUGUGUAACCAGAGCACCCCCCACCUCUCCUGUCUUGGAGCUAACACCAGACGUUCCACCUCUAGGAUCCCAGGACAUUAAAAAAACAAUGAGCAGGUGUGCACCAGGGCAUUUCCAGCCAUCCGAAGAAGCUUCUCCUAAGCUCGAAGAGAGGCUGGAUAACUUCACACGGAAAGGGAUGCUUCUGAAGGAAACACUAAAUAGAUUCCAAGAUAAUGUGACGUCUGUCGUGGAGAAAGGAGAGACUGUGAAAACACUGAAUGACAAAGCAGAUGCGGCUCUCUAUCCGGAUGUACCAGGUGCUUUUCUACCAUUGGACCGAAGGAACGCAGGAUGCGAAGAACUCCAGGAGAGGCUUCCCGCCUUAGACUACGUCCCCGACGCACCCAAAAGAUUGGAUUCCAGAGCUUUGGUUCUGGGCUGUGAUGGGUUUACCUCUGGGAGGUACUUCUGGGAGUUGGAAGUGGGCGAUGGGGAAUUCUGGGCAGUCGGGGUUACCCGAGACCCUUCAAAGAAGAAAGGCAUGCUGGGGUUCAGCCCAGAGGAGGGGAUCUGGGCUGUGGGGUUGUGGAAGGGCCAACACUGGGCUCUCACGUCUCCUGUGACUCCCCUGUCCUUGAGCAAGCCCCCGAGGAGGAUCCGAGUGUCCCUGGACUAUGUGGGGGAGUGUGUGACCUUUACGGAUGCAGACACUGACAGCCUCAUAUUCACUUUCCCACCGGCCUCUUUUAAUGGGGCCCGUACCCACCCCUUGCUGUGGGUGGUGGGGUUCCCCGCUCAUUCUGUAUUUCUGAGGCACAUGGGAGUGAAAUAUCCAGCCGGGGUCCACGAGAUGGAUAUCCUGAGUCCAUGACUUUAACUUCUUUCCAUGGACCCGGUGUAAGGGGUGGGGUGGGGUGGGGAGAUGUCUAACUGGCCAAAGCAGAGAACCAAGCUCUUUGGGAGCAAGAAAGUCUGUGUGUUUUACCUCCGUGUGAUCUUUGGAGAAUAGGAGGAGGUGGCAGAACUGUUCUCCUUGCACCAAGGCCUUAUGAUGUUGCCCUAUGGAAUAGCACAAGGACUGUGAAUGACGAAGACUGUAGGCCUUGAAAAAUAGUAUCGCUGUUAGGACAUGCUUCAUUAUACAAAGGAUUGUCAAGACUCCUCUUCCUAGUGAUAGGUUCGAGCUUGUUCAGUUUGUGGGGGGGAACUUUCAGAUAUUAAAAAUGGAAAUUUUAACUGCCUUUUCAGUUUGUUCAUAUUUAACAUUUAUUUAUUUUCUUUUAAAAGCAACUGCAUUUUAGCUUUAAUACUUAGCAGCUGAUUUAUAUUCCAUUGAAUAUAUUCCAUUGAAGACUGAACACUUCAUCCAUAAAAUUUUUGCUUCCUAUCCUUUGCCACCCUAGCACCGAGGUGAUGAUCCUGAAUUGGGCAUCCUCGGAUGUGGCAGAUCUGUUUGUGGAUAGCUUUUAAUCCAUUCUCUAGGGCAGAUUGAUCUCUUUCCUCCCACUGGUUCAUUCUGAAGCUCAAUUUCACUCCUGCAUUACUCAGUUGGUACAAAUCCUCCACACAAUAACACUAAACUGGGUGUUCCAAUUUUCCUAAAGGUGACAAAUACAUAGAGUCUAAACAUUGUACAAAGAAUCUUAGGGCAAGAGUUGAGAUGGCUACAUU
Messenger RNA from Zootoca vivipara (common lizard), 4561 nucleotides. RefSeq names its product E3 ubiquitin-protein ligase TRIM15. The record is from RefSeq and is a predicted model, not a curated record. NCBI's taxonomy places the organism in Eukaryota, Metazoa, Chordata, Lepidosauria, Squamata, Lacertidae. Gene Ontology annotation, molecular function: protein binding; zinc ion binding.